AUGCCAGUCGAGUUCAACUCAGCAGCCAAUGCGACGCGCUCAUCUGAGCUGCACCCCAUUUCUGGGGCCGAGCUGGACCCGGAGUACCUGAUCCGGUAUGCCCGCACGCUGGACGAGUACGGCUACAAGUACACGCUGGUGCCCUACAACUCGUCGGGCUUCGACAACUUUGCCAUCGGGGCGACGAUCCUGAACGUGACUAAGCAGAUUAGUGUGAUCCUAGCCCUGCGGCCAAACACGACAUACCCGACCGUGGCGGCGCGGAAGCUGGCCACGCUGGACCGUCUAAGCGGAGGUGGCCGUGUGGUGGUGCACUUAAUUGCCGGCGGCAGUGAUGCCGAGCAGGCGCGUGAGGGCGACUUUCUGUCCAAGGCGGAGCGCUACGCACGCGAAGAGGAGUACAUCCGGAUCCUGAAGCGUGCUUGGUCCUCGUCCGAGCCGUUUGACUGGGCCGGCAAGUACUACACGUUCAAAGAAUUUCGCGCCGGUGUCCGUCCGGUGGCCGGUCGCAUCCCUAUCUCUGUCGGUGGCCCGUCCGAAGAAGCCUAUCGUGUGGGUGGCGCUCUGGCCGACAUCUUUGGGCUCUGGGGCGAGCCGCUAAAGGAGACGCGCGAGCAGAUCGAUAAGAUCAACGCGGCAGCUGCUGCGGCUGGCCGGACUGACCGUCCACGCAUCUGGGUUACCUUCCGGCCUAUCGUGGCUGAGACGGAGGAGCUUGCCUGGGCCAAGGCGCACCGCAUUCUUGCACAGCUACAGCAAAUCGCCGACGCCACGCUGGCAGCCGAGAAGACACUGCAGCAGCUGCGUGCUUCGGGCGACCUGACCGGCGCCGAAGCUGCCGUGGCUGUGGCCGGCAUUCAUGGUGGCCGUCUGUUCCCAGCUGCUGGUUCCGGCACAGACGAGGCGGACACCAAGUUUGCCACGCCAGAAAACAUCGGCUCGCAGCGCCUGCUCGAGAUUGCCAGCCGUGGCGAGGUGCAGGGCCGUGCCCUUUGGUAUCCGACCGUCACGGCGACCAAUGCACGUGGUGCCUCGACUGCCCUCGUCGGCUCAUACCAGACCGUGGUCGACUCCAUCCUCGACUAUGUCGACAUUGGCGCUGACCUGAUCUCUAUCCGUGGCUACGACAACUACAACGACGCGGUCAACUACGGCCGUCACAUCUUGCCGGGCGUCUACAAGGCCCUAGAGGAACGUGAGGCGACUAAGAAGACGUCCACAAAAGUGCUGCCCGAGAGUGACAAGAUUAGCAUUGCACUGGCCACACCUGUAGUGCAGGCGACGGCUUAG
Molecule: messenger RNA, 1290 nt
Organism: Grosmannia clavigera kw1407
Lineage: Eukaryota; Fungi; Ascomycota; Sordariomycetes; Ophiostomatales; Ophiostomataceae
Product: alkanesulfonate monooxygenase
Exons: 1
Coding region: 1-1290 (429 amino acids)
Molecular function (GO): oxidoreductase activity, acting on paired donors, with incorporation or reduction of molecular oxygen
Source: RefSeq, a predicted model, not a curated record